CCUGGGCUGAGCGGAGAAUAUUCUCUUACAGUGAAAAGGUUCUCGGAAGGAUGCUGAUAGAAGAUACGGUAGGACUGUCCGUGUCCCACCAUCAUGUACUGGAAUGGAUGGACGGAUGUAUGGAUGCACUGUGAACAGAGGACAGCAGCUUGCGAAGGCGCGGACUUGCGGAGAUGGUCCUCAUGCGGCAGCCGUAGUAGUCGGUCGGGCUUUCUCUCCUAGGGCUUUCUCUCGUUAGACUGCUUUGCCUUCUUUUCUAGCUCUGCGUAUGAGUGAGUUGAGCCGUGUGGAGUUUUAGAGGAUUGCAGUAGUCGCUUCGCUUCGACCCUUCUCCUCGUCCGGUGUCGCACAUGUAGAGUUCAGUUUCUUUUCUUGCAUCGAUCUAUGACCAAUUACUGGACUGCAAUACCCUCGACCUGAGCUUGACUGGUAAUCGUUGAAGACUUUUGGACGCGGGACCCGAAGCUCGCACGACAUUUUUUCGUUUAUUCCGAAAGUCGUCAUAGGGCUGUUAAAAGGCCGCGCGCCAAUGGAUUUUGACGAGUAUGAUUACUUAGAGAAAACGGUGGAGAACCCCGAGGGACUGAAAGAGUCCAACGGGGAUGGAACCAGAGCGGACGAUGAGAGAGACCGCAGUAGGAGUUCUAAGAGGCGUAGUGAGGAUGAUGGACAUGGUCACGACCAUAGAAGCAAGAGGACCCGUGCCGAAGAGGAGGAACGUGAGAGGAGCGAGAAGGAGCGUGGAGGGGACCGAGACAGAGGGGACAGAGAUCGAGGUGACAGGGAUAGAACCCGCAGUAGGGUGUCGGUACACAGAUCACCUGAACAUCGGCCUCGAGAUCGGGAAAGGGGAGCGGAGAAAGAGCGCGAGAGGGGUGAAAGAGGUGAGAAAGAGAAGUCUGACCGCGAUCGCGACAGAGGAGGGAGAGGUGAAAGACGGGAGAAAGAUAGGGACAGGGAAGAUAGAGGCGAUAAGGACCGCGAGAGAGAGCGGAGCGAGAGGAGCGACAAGGAGAAAGAAAGAGGCGAGAAAGAACGCGACAGGGAGCGCGUGCGUGACAAAGACAGAGACGGUGAGAAGGACAGGGACAGAGAACGCGAAAGGUCACGAGCCAAGAGCAAGGAGGUUGAUCGCCAUCGCGAUAAGGAAAAAGAUCGGGAACGGGAGAAAGAAAGAGAGGCACACAAGGAGAAGGAGAGGGAGCGAGAGAGGGAAAGUCACCGGGAGAGGGAUCGCGAGCGAGAGCACCGCAGGUCAAGGGAGGCUAAGGACAGGAAAGAAGAUCCUGCUUUGGCUGAACCGGAAGCGGACCCAGAACGCGAUCAGCGAACUGUUUUCGCGUAUCAGAUCUGUCUGAAGGCCGACGAACGGGAUGUCUACGAGUUCUUCUCCAGAGCUGGGAAGGUGCGAGACGUGCGUCUUAUUAUGGAUCGAAACUCAAGGAGGUCCAAGGGCGUAGGGUACAUUGAGUUUUAUGACGCUAUGUCUGUGCCCAUGGCGAUAGCACUGUCCGGUCAACUCCUCUUAGGCCAGCCUGUCAUGGUAAAGCCUUCCGAGGCUGAGAAAAACCUGGUUCAAUCAACAACCACUGUGGCGGGAGGUGCUGGUGGUUACAUUGGUCCUUACUCAGGAGGUGCUCGACGGUUGUAUGUCGGAAACUUACACUUCAAUAUGACUGAGGAUCAACUGCGCCAGGUGUUCGAGCCUUUUGGACCCGUAGAGCUCGUGCAACUUCCUACUGAUCCUGAAACUGGCCAGUGCAAAGGCUUUGGAUUUGUUCAGUAUGCCAGAUUGGAAGAUGCGCGUGCUGCGCAGCAGAAUUUGAAUGGAGUGUUGGAGCUAGCUGGCCGCCCAAUAAAGGUCAUUGAUGUAUCUGCUGUGUCGGAUCAAAUUGGAAUGCAGGACAUCGGUGUAAAUCCAGGGGAGCUGGAUGAUGACGAAGGUGGUGGUCUGUCUCUCAAUGCCCGCUCACGGGCUUUGCUGAUGCAAAAGCUGGAUCGUAGUGGAACUGCUACCAGUGUUGCAGCCUCUGUGCCUACUCCAUUAGCUGCGCCUGCUUUGGGACUUCUUGGUGCUGCGGUGCCCGGUGUUGCGGCAGCAGUCGCACCUUUGGUGGCAAAUCCCUUACUUGCGGCACAAGUUCCUCUACCCGGGAUGGCUCUUGCUGGCUUGACUAGUCCUGGCCUCGGUGCCCCAGCAUUAAGUGCAACACCUGUAGAGCCAAUCGGGGUUCCAAGCGAAUUCUUGCUGUUGAAAUAUAUGUUCGACCCCAAGAUCGAGACGGAUCCAGACUUCGAUCUUGAUAUUAAGGAAGAUGUGCAAGACGAGUGUUCCAAGUUUGGUCAAGUGAAGCACAUUUUCGUUGACAAGAAUAGUGCUGGAUAUGUGUACUUGCGCUUUGAUUCCACGCAAGCGGCUAUAAGUGCUCAACGGGCUCUGCAUGGAAGGUGGUUUGCUGGGAAAAUGAUCACAGCCACUUUCAUGACCAUUUUGGCUUACGAGACCAAGUUUCCAGACAGUAAAUGACCGAAUUUGAGGCAAGAAAUGUAGAGUGAGGAUCUCACUACAGAGGAUGGGAAUCCAGUCGGCAGUCAAUAUUACUGAAAUACAUACACUGGCUCUCCUCGGCUUGUUUUCACCGGUAAGUAAAGUCAAGAUAUCAAGCAAGAUGAGUAGCAAGCAGCAUUUUGGUUCGGAUAGCAGCUCUACGCAAUUGUAGAUGUGGUACGGUAUCCAGCCGAACUUACCAAACCUGAGUUUUUAGGUAGGGUAGAGUAAGUUUUAGUUUAAGAGCUCGAGUCGGGAGUUGAGCACCAUUUGCUCUGAUUGCUGAAUCUCUUUGGUGAAGAGUUGUCUCAGAUGAUGCACAGCCGACAGAGCCGUUUUCCAUGGCGUCGGUAUAUGCCUUUAAAGAAAUGCAUAUUGGUGGGUACAUGUCAUAUACAUUGACCCAUGUUCAUUUCGGAGUGUGAAUGAAUGGGUGCACUACUCUAGAGUGCCGAGUGACUUGAUUGUUAACCUGCCUAACUUAGGCUGGUGCUGACAUCUCAGCGUACAUGAUUCG
This is a messenger RNA of Marchantia polymorpha subsp. ruderalis, 3065 nucleotides long. NCBI's taxonomy places the organism in Eukaryota, Viridiplantae, Streptophyta, Marchantiopsida, Marchantiales, Marchantiaceae. The record is from the annotation of a GenBank genome assembly.